CAUUUUAGCUACCUUAUUUUAAUUGCGUGUUCUGAUAUUGUUCUUAAUUUGAACUCUAUAUUUAUUUUCCCGGAUUGUUUGUGCCUAAAUAAAGUAAAUUUCAUUCAGAUAACAAAAAACUUCUCGCGGUUCUCACGUAGUUCAACAUGUCUAAAUCACGGUCUCGAUCUAGAUCACGUUCACCCUUAUCCGGACGAUCUCGGUCAUCCAGUGUGCAAAUCGAAUCCUACGAGAUACCAGAUAGCCCUUCGAAGAAUUCAGAAUCAAAGACCGCGGAAAAUGACGAUUUUGACUUCCGAAGGUUCAUGGUCAAAAAUGCACCAUUCAACUGGAAAUGGGAGAAACUAAGAGAACACAUUGGCCGCAUAAGCCAGUCACCGGUUGUGAAAGCCCAAUUGCCUCAUGUUUCUCUCCAUAAAAGAGGUGAAUUCAUAGUAAGGUUUACAUCCAGUCUUCCAGGCUCCAUUUGCUACAAGGAACUUGAUGGAUGUGAAGUAGAAGGACAGAAGCUUAAAGUACUACCUUAUGAAGGUCAAAAACAGGAUACUUCGAAAUAUAAAAACAAGUUUGAAAGUUUCAGAAAAGGAAAUGACAUGAAACCUAAAAAGAAAAUAGUAAAAACAACAACCAUCUCCUCAGAUCAAAAUACAAAUGAAACCUACGGUUUGAGUAUGAAUUUCUUAAAUUCAUUAGGAAUCAAGCCUCCUUUGAUAAAUAAAAUUUUUGUAGGAAAUCUAUCACCUCAAGUUGACAAGGAAAAGCUUAGAGAGGUUUUCGGUUUUGCCGGCACCGUCACAAGUGUAUACUUGAUCACAACUUCCACUCAGAAAGCUGAAUUGAUGAAAAGAAGUGCCAAAAUAGAAUUCGACCAUCCUGUUGAGGCCGUCCAGGCAGUAUCUAUGUUCCACCAACAAGAGCUAUACGGACGAGGUAUGGUGGUACAAAUGGACCAGCAUCCUCAUAUGCAAUCUUUGCCAGAUGGACUCGCAUCUUUAGGUCCAGGGUUGGGUCCAAACGGCGAACCGUUAAAAGGGAUAAGGCACUUAGUAGAAAUACAGCCUCUGAAACAGCUAAUGUCCCAGGAAUUAGCCGAGUUGAAAGCGAGGAAAUCUCAUGAAAUGGCACAAACUCAAGCUAACUUGCUCAAUGCAAACAGCUCAAGCCUUUUGGGCAAUCCUUUACACAACAUUAUGACUCCACUUAAUGUUAACACAAUGAAUAUGAAUCCUUUGAACUCUGCAUCUUCUAUAUUUGGUAUAACUCCAGCUGGUUUGAGUCAGAGCCAAGCAAACAUUCAGUCUUGGCAGGGAUUAUUGCAGCAGCAUAUGGGUGGUGAUUUAGCGACCACAUUGGCCGCUCUGCAAACACAUAAUGUCAAUAACAAAGCGGUCAGUGGUUUCGCUCAACCAAUAUUGCCAAUGGGACAAAAUAGACCAAAUACACAGACGUCGACUUCAAAUAACGGCACAAGCUUUGAUUCAGUUUUAGAUGACAGGCAAAUCAAACCAAUAGAAGAUAAGGAAAGGAACGCUAUGACCUCCUCAGACAUGUUAGUGUUUAACAAUUUGCCUCCCAGCGUGACAGUUCAAGCUUUGAACAACAAAAUGCGUGAGAUAGGGGAGAUAGUGUUCGCCGAGAUCACGGGCCAGGGCCGCGCCAUAGUACGCUUCCGGAGCAACGACGAUGCAGAUCGCUGUGUCAAAAUUUUUGACCGCUCCAAAGUGGAUGGGCAGACGAUCGAAGUCAAGUUCUUCUAAAAUGUGCUCUGUUGUUUGUAUCCAGAAGCAAGAAGAUUUAUGUAGGUUAAUCUGUAGAUGUCUAGUUUGAAAUAUCACUUUCUCGUAUUUUUCCCGUGUAAGUAAAGAAACUGUCGUCUUAGGUCCCUACCGACCUUAAGUAUUGUAGAUGUUUAAUGUAAGCCUUAGCUUUUCAUUUUUCUUCAUGGUACAGAUUAUUUUGAAUUAAAAAUAAAUGGUUUGGAG
Molecule: messenger RNA, 1982 nt
Organism: Chilo suppressalis (striped riceborer)
Lineage: Eukaryota; Metazoa; Arthropoda; Insecta; Lepidoptera; Crambidae
Source: the annotation of a GenBank genome assembly